Magallana angulata is the source of this 1315-nucleotide messenger RNA. RefSeq names its product sulfotransferase 1B1-like. Gene Ontology annotation, molecular function: sulfotransferase activity. The record is from RefSeq and is a predicted model, not a curated record. Gene Ontology annotation, cellular component: cytoplasm. Gene Ontology annotation, biological process: sulfation. The transcript has 6 exons. Lineage: Eukaryota; Metazoa; Mollusca; Bivalvia; Ostreida; Ostreidae. Bases 170 to 1054 code for a protein of 294 amino acids.
CACGUGAAUGCCCUGAAGUGAUUCAUCCAUAGAGUUGAGAAUAUAGAACGAAUUUCAACUAUAUUUAGGACCUGUGAGGACGGAUCCACUGUCAAAAAAAAAAUACACCAACGUGUUAUCUCGCCAACUACACGCGUAUAUAACAUACGGUCAGGACGAUUCUGUGACAAUGACUGAGAAAGAAGUUAAAGAUCCCAAUGGAAAAGUCGUAUUUAAAGUUGUGGACCACGAAGGCGCUCGCUUUCCAGUAGGAGUCUUUGGCAACGUAUUGGAUCGCCUGAAAGCACUUUCUGAAGCAACUUUUAAGGACACUGAUGUUUUUGUUAUAUCAUAUCCGAAAUCUGGAACUCACUGGUGCUAUGAAAUAGUGGACAUGCUGAGAAACAAUAGCUCAGAAUUUACUAAACACAUGCCUCCCCUGAUUGACAUGCUACCUGUUGAAAAACUCAUGCAGGUGCCCGAUGGUGUUCUCGUAUCUCAUCUUUUGCCCCAACACAUGCCAAAAGAUGCUAUCCAAAAGCGCUGUAAACUGGUUCACAUUUACAGGAAUCCCAAAGACGUGAUCGUCUCAUUUUUUAACUUCCUCAAGAAAACCAAAGAAGGAGCCAUGAUGCAGGACAUGGAAUUUGAUGUGUUUUUCGACUUGUAUAUCACAGACCAGUUGCCAGGUGGUCUGUGGACAAAUUACAUCAAGGCUUGGACAGAUUUUAAAAAAGAAAAUCCCACGUACCCCAUUUUGAAUAUUUGUUACGAGAAGAUGAAGACAGACCUCAAAGGCCACGUUAAAAUGAUUGCUGACUUCCUGGAACUGAAGCCUAGUGAAGAACUGAUCGAGGAAAUAGCAAACAAAUGCGAAUUUCAAACAAUGUCCAAAUUUAAAAACAGCAACAUCCCAGAGGGCAUGCGCAUGGUGACAGAUGUUAGGGACAAACAUAUUAUGUACAGAAAAGGUGAAGCUGGUGACUGGAAAAACUGGUUCAAAGUUGCCCAGAGUGAGGCUGUAGACGCUGAAGUCGAGGCCGCAAACAUUCCUUUAGAAAUACAGUAUACAUAACGAUUUAGACGAUGACUAGAAACAGAUGUGUUUCUGAGAAAUACUUCUCUACAAUUCAUCAAGAAAAAAGUCAAUUUGAUAAAACAUUUAUAUAUAUAUAUAUAUUCGAAACUAAUCAAAUUUAGUAUAUGCCAUUUUUCCUCAUAAUGACAAGAUGCAUGCUACAUGACUGUAAACAUAUAUACAUGUAUAUGAAACGGUACAAAUCUGUAUUAUGUACCAUGUAUUGUGAGCUAAACAAAUAAAGUACUGGUAACACCA